Mycosarcoma maydis (corn smut) is the source of this 1407-nucleotide messenger RNA. RefSeq lists its product as uncharacterized. Gene Ontology annotation, cellular component: dehydrodolichyl diphosphate synthase complex; endoplasmic reticulum membrane. Lineage: Eukaryota; Fungi; Basidiomycota; Ustilaginomycetes; Ustilaginales. The coding region runs from base 1 to 1407 and encodes 468 amino acids. The record is from RefSeq and is a predicted model, not a curated record. Gene Ontology annotation, molecular function: ditrans,polycis-polyprenyl diphosphate synthase [(2E,6E)-farnesyl diphosphate specific] activity. The transcript has a single exon.
AUGGCCGCUGCAAGAAACGGCGGAGCUGCGCACGCAGCAAUAAGCACAAAUGGCAACGGGCAAGGUGUCGUGAGCAUGCUUCUCAGGCCGGUUCUUGUGCUCGCGUUUGCGCUGCUCCACCUGGUCUACCAAGUCAUCUUGCUUGCGCGUCAGACCAAGAUCGCGAUACAAAAGACGAUUCAAGCGGACGCAGUCGGUCCACCGGCAUCCUUCACGUGCCUCGAAGACCUGCUGGCUGCAUAUGAACGAUCGCCGGACUCGAUCCGCGUUCCGAACCACCUAGCCGUAGUCCUUGCCGACACCUCACCUUCGUCGAUACGACUGUAUCUAUCGACCGUGUUUCAGCGGAUUGGCCGGCGAGAAACCACGGCUCGGCACGACGAUAUCUGGUACGAGUUUCGCGCACAGUAUCAAGCAGCCGUCCAAGAAAAGAGGGCGAGCGAUGUGGCUGCGAUUGUGCAUCUCGCGAGGGUCAGUGGUGUACAGCAGCUCAGUGUGUACACGUCCGAGCCGCUCUCGCGGAGCGCGCUGCAGUCGAUGUGCAGGACGCUGCAGUCAGGAUACAAGACGAAAGUCGUGCUCGUGCAGCAGCAGCAUCAGCAGCAGCAGUCGCAGUCGCAGCAACAGGAAGCUGGGUCAGAAGAAGGCGGGCGAGGGAUAGCUGGCGGUGAUGACGCAGGGUCAUGGACGAGGUACGAUAGUUUAAGAAAGAGGGCCAACAGAUCGGCAGCGACAAAGAGCAGCGAAUCUUCAUCAACGAACUCGCCUGAGUCGACAGCAUCGAGCGACUCGGAAACAGGGCCUUGCUCAUUGGACGAAACGAUGGCUUCAUCGUACACUGCCGACAGUGAGGGACAGGAGGUUAGCGCUGCCACGGUCAACGUUUGCAUCGGAAUCGACGCAUCACGCCGCAGCGAUCGUACGAGGUUGGCACCCAACGCAUGCGGCUCGACACCAGUAUUGCAAGUAAGUCUCUUGAGCCGGCAAGACGGUCAGAAGCGAUUCCUCGACAUUGUCAGCUCGCUGAUUGAGCAACAAGCAACGUCGUACCUUUACACGGUGCUCAUGCCGGACAUGAAAGCGCACGCGAGCUCGGGCAAACGCUUCUCGUCGUCGUCUCUGCGCAAGUCAUGGAUGACGAAACGCGACAGUUUGACGGCCGAGCUGAGCGUAGCGGAGCUUGAUCGAAGUUUGCUCGAGGCUGGAUAUACGGAUGAGCCGGAUCUGCUCGUGGUGUUUGGAGAGCGCGCCGGAUUGAGGAAGCUGUACGGAUUUCCAGCGUGGCCGUUGCGGGUGACGGAUCUGUUUUUCGAUCCGGACACCAAUGCCAAGCGCGCGUAUGGUGCCAGCGACUUUGUGGCUGCAUUGACAAAGUUGGGCAAGAUGGAGCAGCGGUACGGACGAUAG